AUCAUGGCACAAAGCGCAGACGUGUCACAUGUUAAUAUGAAAACUGGACUGGUAACACGUGUCAACCCUCCCACUCUUAUCUACAAACAAGAACCCUCCUUCAGCAACCUCCCUCUAACAAAUGUCCAGGGUGGCUCGAAGUCGUUACUUGUAGACCACCAGCCUGCGAAAAGGCCUAAGAGGGAUGCGCCUGUCAAGCGAUUCAGGUGUGAGUAUUUAGGGUGUGGUAAAGCGUUCAGCAAGUCAGAUCACCUCAAAACACACGUGCGUACCCACACAGGAGAACGGCCCUACAGGUGUAAAACCUGCCCUAAGGGGUUCAGUGACUUGGCAAACUUGAAACGACACGAUAGGAUCCACACCGGCAAAAAACCUUUCAAAUGUGAGGAUUGCGAUAAAUGCUUUGCAGUGUCCAGCAACUUGAAACAGCACAAAAGAACCCACACUGGUCUGAGACCCUACGACUGUCACGUGUGUGGUAAGACGUUCAGUCACGUGUCCUCUCGGAGAAAACACAUGUUACAGCACACCCCGGCUGGGUGCCAUGCUCAGGAUAAGGCAGGGAAUACGACUAUUGGUGACAGUAGAAGUUGUCAACUAACUGUCCCUACCACAACAAAACCAGUAUACUCUUACACCAACAAAUCAGUGAUCCUCCAAUAUCCACCUCGAUCCUACCUCCAACAAUCAUCAGUAGAUGUGUUGCUCCCAGCUCCAGCACCACUUAACCCAGUAGGAACAACUUUCCCGCCAAGUCACGAGAGUGGGAUCUCCACAGCAGGCAGUUACCUCCCUUCCCUGGUACCUAGCUUCACAACCAGCUCCAACCACUUCACUACCAGCAGGGUUGUGGAGGGGUGCUCUACACACCCUUACGUUUACAGUGGUCCCUUCUACGCGGGGCUCGCUCCCUGCAUGCAUACCCCUUACAUCCAGACUACUUCCUCUCUCCCUGUCUCCACUAGAUCUCCCUUCCCGGCUUCCUCUCACUACCCCUCCCCAGCAGUCACAGUGCCCUCUCCUCCUUCCCCCUACCAAUCUCCUACCUCUCACCACUCCCCUACCUCUCACCACUCCCCCAACUCUCACCACUCCCCCAACUCUCACCAGACUUCUAGCCCUCACUACUCUAACCGCAAUCCAAGCCCUCACCACUCCCCUACCUCUCACCAGUUCGAGCAACCGCAGGAGAACUUGUAUCAGAUUGACGGAAACUUCGACACCAUCUCCCCUCCUAACAGUAUCGAGUCUGUCCCCUCCCUGGAGGAUCUCUACAGCUUCUUCGAGACCUCAGUCCUCAGCAAGCCAGCGGAGGAGGAGGUGGCGGGGUUGGUAGUGGGAAACCUGAACCAAUCUCUGAGAGAGGACGUGAAGAAGGAGCUGGACUGCGAGAUUAAACAAGAACGUCUGGACGAGUCUGAGGAGAUUAUGAUUGAGAAGAUUAAGCAAGAUCUCCUGAAGUCUCUCUUUUACUGCGGCUGAUCUCGAGUUUACCUUUUGUUGGAUCUUUCUUAAAGAUGGACAUUGGACAGCGACGUGGAUUGUGAAUAGAUAAUUUUGUACCGGGGGACAAAUGAGACAUUUUAAUUGUGAAGGAUGAUUACAGCUCAAAAAAAAAGUUUUUAAAAGUAAAUUUAUAUGCAAAGUGCUAAAAAACCUCCGGGAAAUGUUAAAAACAAUUGUUUGAUCGUAUUUAUUAGAGGUUGCUUUAUCAGUUGGUAUUUUGGUGACCAUUCAGAUUAUAGUUAGUUCCUGCAGUAUGAGGCCGGUAUAUUCCCUCAUUUCUUCAACAGUUAUAAUAUUCGACUGUUUUGUUCAGGUUCAAUGUAUUUCUUAUCGUUCAUGUCCCAUAAUGCGGACUAGUUUUAUGAAUUGGGUCGUAUCAGACUCCCUUGGUAGUGAAAUAGAAUAAAGUUGAUGAAACAUGCGAUAUCUUAAAUGUUUUGUUCGCGAUUUAUGUUAAUUAAGAUGCUAAGUGUUUCUAUAUUUUAGAUUAAAAUUAGAUUAGUUUUGAGUGAUGUUGACUCUUUAUAAAGACUAUAUUAUUUGACAUUUAUAGUAUUUACACUUUUCAGACGCAGAAAUAAUUUUAGUUGUUGUGUACGGAAUGAGAUCAAAUUAUAUUGUUUUUUUUUCAAUAGCAAGACUUUGAAUCUGAAAAGGUAAACAUGACUUUCUGUUAACCUUCAUUACGUCCAAAUCUAACGUUCUCUACAGCUAAGGAAGUGAUGAGAUUUUUAUACGAUAAUAAUAAGCUUUUGUCAACAAUAAGUUCUGUCAAAUUGAUGUUUUGAUUUUUAACAGUCCAAUCAUCUUAAUUGAUUUUACCUUUUAUAUUGUUUCCGUUUAAGGUGUGAUUGAUUAUGAUAAUAUUUACUAGUAUUGUAUUCGUUCAAAUAUUGAAGCAUUUACUCUACAGCCGAAUGAUUAAAUUUUACCCAAUCAGAUACAGUUGAUCCCGAUUUGCUGGAAAUUCCAGGAGAAAUGUUUGCGGAAAGUUUAUUUGGAAUUUAAACUAGACUAUAGAAAAAUGUAGCACUUAUGGGUGUAAUCAAAAUUUCACGUUAAGUCGCCAUAUCGUUAAAUCGUGCCAGCCCCAGUCGCCCAGAGCACCUUGCUCUGGGCCUGGCACAGA
Bolinopsis microptera is the source of this 2635-nucleotide messenger RNA. Its product is annotated as zinc finger protein 629-like. Gene Ontology annotation, biological process: regulation of transcription by RNA polymerase II. NCBI's taxonomy places the organism in Eukaryota, Metazoa, Ctenophora, Tentaculata, Lobata, Bolinopsidae. The record is from RefSeq and is a predicted model, not a curated record. The transcript is spliced from 6 exons. Bases 4 to 1482 code for a protein of 492 amino acids. Gene Ontology annotation, molecular function: RNA polymerase II cis-regulatory region sequence-specific DNA binding; DNA-binding transcription factor activity, RNA polymerase II-specific.